This is a messenger RNA of Huiozyma naganishii CBS 8797, 933 nucleotides long. RefSeq names its product Fub1p (gene FUB1). The record is from RefSeq and is a predicted model, not a curated record. Lineage: Eukaryota; Fungi; Ascomycota; Saccharomycetes; Saccharomycetales; Saccharomycetaceae. Bases 1 to 933 code for a protein of 310 amino acids. The transcript has a single exon.
AUGGUUCACAGCCGUGAGAGGACUUACAACGACAGUUUGAGGAUGGUUGCGACAGGUAAAGUGCAGCUGGCUGCUGCUAUAGUAGUUGAAUGUUUAAGGAGACUUGGAUUUACCCGUGUGGAGGCUGUAAAGGACGGUAAGGGGAGCAGUGACACUGUACGGUACACGGUUACCUCGGAUGUGACAGUUCAUCUGGUUGUGGUAGAGGUCGAGCCUGGGAAAAAGUGUAUGGUAACACUUUAUGGUGACAACGGCGCGGCUCCAAGGACAGGCAUAUUUGAGUACGAAACCGAUUUCGCCAUCCUGCAGGACACGGCAUUCCCAGUCGACACAGCCAGCUAUCUGCAAAAUGCAGACCUGCAGAGGUUGGUCCAAACGGUCCAGUUGAAGUUGCAGUUGAAGCCGAUACCGACGCGGACAAGAACGUGCCCGCUCAGAGAGAGCGAGGUCGGGGCACGCAGCAUCCCUAAACCAGAACCACUGCCCUCUUUGCACAGACCCGUUAAAACUACAGAACCACAGAAUGCGCGGCCCGCUGACAUGCCUGGGUUCGAUGACGAGUACGAGGUAAACGGGCCCCGCGGCGGGGCUGCCCACAGAGACCAGUUCCCCGGGUUGUCGCUGGGUCCGACACGCUCGGGAGGGUACGGCGACGUGGAUCUGUACCCUAUGGGCCUGAGGCAACCGUUUGGGCCUGGGGUAGGGCCCACUGCACCGGGCCAAGGUGGCAUGAUUUUCGAUCCAUUUGGCAGCAACCGGGAGAGAGACAUGAUGGCUGAGGACCAGCAGAACCGUGGGCCCGGGUGGAUGCCAGGUGCCAAAUUCGACGAACCGUACGGCGGUAGCGGAUCCACUCGUUUUGGAGGCGGAUCUACUGGAUUCCCAGGCGCAGGUUCAGGUUCAGGCGCAGGCGCAGGACCCGGGUUUAUGUGA